This is a messenger RNA of Mycena citricolor, 1148 nucleotides long. Lineage: Eukaryota; Fungi; Basidiomycota; Agaricomycetes; Agaricales; Mycenaceae. The record is from the annotation of a GenBank genome assembly.
CUCGUCCAAUACGACCAUCAUCGGGGGCAAUGAGCGACAUCGAAGACUCUGCUGACAUUCUUAACGACGCACUUCACUUUCUCGGAGGACAAAAAGUCAUCGACGAGGAGGUCAUCCGCUACGGCGAUCUUCAGUUGACUGCCGCCGCCAAGGUCACUCUCAUCCGCUUUUAAUUGGGAGCUCCGACAUGACCGAGAAACACUUCAAACAGGAAGGGAAGGCGAACACUCUUCUUGCGGACCAUCUCUUCUCUCCGGGUCUCUUCCUCGCCGAGAGAAUCGAAAGAGGACUUUUCAAUGCACCACGGAAGACAGUGAUCGAGCUCGGUGCAGGAUGUGCACUUCCCUCCUUGCUGCUGUCCUCCUUGCCGAAUCCACCCCGCAGAAUCGUCGCGACCGAUUAUCCCGAUCCCGGUAUAAUGCGGAAUCUGGGGCACAAUCUGGAGCGGAACAGACAUCUGGUCGCGUCGGGAUGCGAGGUGACAUGCUCGGGAUACGACUGGGGCAGUGAUGCCUCGACCCUCCUGUGAAUGGCUUCGAUGCUGCCCGCGGCAUUCCACGCACUGAAUCCGGACGGCAGAGAAAUCACGGACCAACAGGGCUACGAUGUGGUCAUACUCUCGGAUCUGCUCCAUUUCAACGCCUCGCAUGCUGUGCUCAUCUCGUCGACGCAAGUCUUGCUGGCACACAAUCCCGAUGCUCGGGUACAUGUCGCUGCGGGGAAAUACACGAAGCCGGAAGUUUGCGAUAACUUUUUGGCGCUCUCUGCUCGAGCCGGCUUCGCUUUUGAAGAAGUUUUACCGACCGAGGAGGAGAGCCAGUGGAAAGGAAAGCUUGUCGUGAGCUCGCUGGACGGGGAGGCUUUGGCACUUCGGAAAGCCAAUUGCAGGUAUUGGAUCGGGAGACGGAUUGAGACUCGUUGAAUUUGGAUAUCAGCUCCGUCGAUUCGGCGUUCGGCCACUCCGAUGUCCAAGGCUAGAGCAUCGCUUGCAAUAUUAUUCGCAUUUACCACUGAUAACCGUGUCGGAGGGGGCAGUGUGUCUGCAUCGUCGGAAGACCGGGCCGUUCUCCGCUUAGCGACGUCGACGACCUCAUCAUCAUGAUAUAUGGAAAGGUACAGAGGACAUGAGCAGUAACGAGGACUUGUCG